Molecule: messenger RNA, 2021 nt
Organism: Salvelinus fontinalis (brook trout)
Lineage: Eukaryota; Metazoa; Chordata; Actinopteri; Salmoniformes; Salmonidae
Product: RNA-binding protein NOB1-like
Exons: 9
Coding region: 44-1183 (379 amino acids)
Biological process (GO): maturation of SSU-rRNA; ribosomal small subunit biogenesis
Cellular component (GO): preribosome, small subunit precursor
Molecular function (GO): RNA endonuclease activity
Source: RefSeq, a predicted model, not a curated record
UGAUUGGUUGGUUGGGUGAUGCUGCUGGACGUCGCUAUCCAAGAUGGCUGCUACCAUGGUGGAACAUGUUGUCGUAGAUGCGGGAGGAUUUUUGAAGAAAGCACCUCUUCAGGAAAUCGGGAAGAAUAUCUACACCCUGAAGGAUGUAGUAGAGGAAAUUAGAGACAAGCCAACGCGGAGGAGUCUGUCAGUCCUACCUUAUAAACUCAACUUCAAAGAGCCGUACCCAGAGGACAUCCGAUUAGUGACUGAGUUCUCCAAGAAGACUGGAGACUACCCCAGCCUAUCUGCCACAGACAUCAAGGUGUUGGCUCUAGCAUACCAGUUGGAGAGGGAACACGUUGGGACGGACCACCUGAGGAAAGAACCGGAGGUCAAGGUCCAGGUAUCCAGUACCAGGAGACAUCCAGAGGCUCCCGUCGGCGUGGCAGGAUUCCACUUCCCCUCAAAGAGGCCAGCAGAUGGGCUGUUCAGUGGCAGACAGAGGCCAGCAGCACAGACGCCAGCAGCACAGACGCCAGCAGCACAGACGCCAGCAGCACAGACGCAGCACAGCUAUAACCCUCCAGAGAUCGCAGAGUACAACAGCUUCCAGUUCUGGAGGAACCCUCUGCCCUGCUUCGACACUGACCUGCUGGAUCUAGUGGACAUUCAGGACCUGUCAAUAUCAGACGGAGCAGCGGACACCGUCCACACAGAACCUGGGACCGGGUCAGAGGAGCACGGCAGUGGGUCAGAGGAGGAGGAAGAUGAAGAGGAGGAGGAGGAUGGCGGCGGUUGGAUCACCCCUAGCAACAUUAAACAGGUUCAGAUGGAGACGGGGAUCUGGGCGUCGCCCGCGGACGUUAAAGUGGCGUGUCUCACCGACGACUUCGCUAUGCAGAACGUCCUGAUUCAGAUCGGGCUCCAUGUCCUCUCUGUGAACGGGAUGCUCAUCAAGCAGGCCAGGAAUUACAUCCUGCGAUGUCACGCCUGUUUCAAGACCACCACCAACAUGAAUAAGGUUUUCUGUCCACACUGUGGCAACAGAACGUUGAAGAAGGUGGCCGUGACGGUCAGCGAGGACGGAAGCAUCCAGAUGCAUCUCUCAAAGAACCCCAAAGUGCUCAACCCCAAAGGGAAGAGGUACUCCCUGCCCCUGCCACAAGGGGGCAGACUAAUGUACGCUCUCUGUUCCCCGUAGUACUCCCUGCCCCAAGGGGGCAGACUAAUGUACGCUCUCUGUUCCCCGUAGUACUCCCUGCCCCAAGGGGGCAGACUAAUGUACGCUCUCUGUUCCCCGUAGUACUCCCUGCCACAAGGGGGCAGACUAAUGUACGCUCUCUGUUCCCGUAGUACUCCCUGCCACAAGGGGGCAGACUAAUGUCUGCUCUCUGUUCCCUGUAGUACUCCCUGCCACAAGGGGGCAGACUAAUGUACGCUCUCUGUUCCCCGUAGUACUCUCUGCCACAAGGGGGCAGACUAAUGUACGCUCUCUGUUCCCCGUAGUACUCCCUGCCCCUGCCACAAGGGGGCAGACUAAUGUACUCUCUGUUCCCCAUAGUACUCCCUGCCACAAGGGGGCAGACUAAUGUACGCUCUCUGUUCCCCGUAGUACUCCCUGCCACAAGGGGGCAGACUAAUGUACUCUCUCUGUUCCCCGUAGUACUCCCUGCCCCAAGGGGGCAGACUAAUGUACGCUCUCUGUUCCCCGUAGUACUCCCUGCCCCUGCCACAAGGGGGCAGACUAAUGUACUCUCUGUUCCCCAUAGUACUCCCUGCCACAAGGGGGCAGACUAAUGUACGCUCUCUGUUCCCCGUAGUACUCCCUGCCACAAGGGGGCAGACUAAUGUACGCUCUCUGUUCCCCGUAGUACUCCCUGCCCCAAGGGGGCAGACUAAUGUACUCUCUCUGUUCCCCGUAGUACUCCCUGCCCCAAGGGGGCAGACUAAUGUACGCUCUCUGUUCCCCGUAGUACUCCCUGCCCCUGCCACAAGGGGGCAGACUAAUGUACGCUCUCUGUUCCCUGUAGUACUCCCUG